This is a messenger RNA of Camelus dromedarius (Arabian camel), 2365 nucleotides long. It is a transcript of the gene NXPH3, whose product is annotated as neurexophilin 3. The coding region runs from base 385 to 1143 and encodes 252 amino acids. The transcript is spliced from 2 exons. Lineage: Eukaryota; Metazoa; Chordata; Mammalia; Artiodactyla; Camelidae. Gene Ontology annotation, molecular function: signaling receptor binding. The record is from RefSeq and is a predicted model, not a curated record.
UCUGGGGAAUUGGCACAAGGACGAGCGCGCGCGCGGGUCCCCAACACAUCUGGGAGACAGCGGCGACACUGGAACCGAAGGUGCAUAUCUGGAGCGGCUGAGCCAUCGCGCAGCUGGGGCCCUUCGAGGCGCUAGGGGCGCACAUCUGGGACCUCGAGAGGGGGCAGCGCCGGGCGCAACUGGACCAGGGGAGGGGGGCGGCGGCGGCUGCACAGCUGGACCUAAGGGGGCGGGGUCGGUCCUGGGCGGCUGGCAGAGCCAAGGGCCGCGGGUGGCCGGGCACUGGAGCAUGGGACGGCGCGCCUGAAAGAGCAGGGGUGAGGAAAGGCCUGGGACCCCGAAGGGAAAAGAGGAGAGAAAGGGGCACGAGAGCAAAGAAGGAAGAUGCAACUGACUCGCUGCUGCUUCGUGUUCCUAGUACAGGGCAGCCUCUAUCUGGUCAUCUGUGGCCAGGAUGAUGGCCCCCCUGGCUCGGAGGACCCUGAGCACGAUGACCACGAGAGCCAGCCCCGGCCCCGGAUGCCUCGGAAGCGGGGCCACAUCUCACCUAAGUCCCGCCCCAUGGCCAACUCUACUCUCCUAGGGCUGCUGGCUCCACCUGGCGAGGCAUGGGGGGUCCUUGGACAGCCCCCCAGUCGCCCGAGCCACAGUCCCUCACCUUCAGCCAAGGUGAAGAAAAUCUUUGGCUGGGGUGACUUCUACUCCAACAUCAAGACGGUUGCCCUGAACCUGCUCGUCACAGGGAAGAUCGUGGACCACGGCAACGGGACCUUCAGCGUCCACUUCCAACACAAUGCCACGGGCCAGGGCAACAUCUCCAUCAGCCUCGUGCCCCCCGGUAAAGCUGUAGAGUUCCACCAGGAGCAGCAGAUCUUCAUUGAAGCCAAGGCCUCCAAAAUCUUCAACUGCCGAAUGGAGUGGGAGAAGGUGGAACGGGGCCGCCGGAUCUCGCUCUGCACCCACGACCCCGCCAAGACCUGCUCCCGAGACCACGCUCAGAGCUCAGCCACCUGGAGCUGCUCCCAGCCCUUCAAAGUCGUCUGCGUCUACAUCGCCUUCUACAGUACGGACUAUAGGCUGGUCCAGAAGGUGUGCCCGGAUUACAACUACCACAGUGAUACUCCCUACUACCCCUCUGGGUGACCCCGGGCAGGCCACAGAGGCUGGGCCAGGACUGGAAGGACAGGCCUGCCCACACAUGAAGCCAUCUGUCUGGGUACUGGGCAGGGAAAGGAAGAAGCCUCGGGCGGGGAGCAGGGGUGGGUGGAGAGGAGGUGCCAAGUGGGGCCAGGGCCAAAUCUCAAGUGGUAGGGAAAGGGUCCCAGCAGCUGGCCCCAACCUGAUGUUGCAGAGUGACCAGCACACAGGAGCACCAGCCAUGGAGUGGGUUCUCCGGGCAGCCUCACAGGCUGACUGAGGGACAGGAAGAUGCUGGGUGCAGGAGGCCCGUGGGGCAGGCAGACCAAUAAAGUCAUUGAGAGGAGCCUAAAACCUUGGCUCCCUCCCUGCCAUCCUGAGAAAGAACAGCAACAAGGAGAGGGUUAUUUCAUCAGUGUGGACACCAAGUAGGCGCUGAAGGAUGGCUGACACUGGGCAUCCCGGGAGCCAGCAUGGGGUGGGGGUGGGGGGCAGGAGGAACUCUCCAGCCCCACCCAGAGGGCAGCCCUAAGCCUUUCAUCCUGGACGGUGGACUGAGCUGGGCUUGAGGCCGAAGUGGUGAUCCUUAGAGUCUGAUAUCUUGACAGAUAGACCAUCUGCCCAAGCCAGGCCACCCUUUUCCAAACUUUCUUCUUCUGCCAUUGCUCCCCACCCCAACCCUCAUGCUGAAGGGACACCAGUCCUUAAGCUGAGACAGAGGGUGAUGGUGGAUCUCCCAGCACCAAGGCCACAGGCGGAAGCCCACCCGUGAGCCACGUGGCCCUCCUCUGCCCCAUCCCUCACUAGAUCCUCUGGGAGCUUCCUUGUUCAGCGCGUGAUCCUUCCAUAGCCAGCCUUGCCCAUCAGACUGGGGCGCGGCCGGAUAGAUGCCUCCCUCGUGACCGGCGGGGCCAUCAGCAGCUCUGGGCAGGGUGAGGCCAGACUGCGGAGGGUGCGCCGGACCUGUUCUGUAGUGUCUGUCUGUGGGUGGGGGGAGGGGGGAGGUUUUGUGAAAUCACCUGAUUGUCGACUUCUGUGUGCAGAAUCUUGUUCUUGGAGCAGGGAAUAAAGCUUUCCCAGGGCGUUGGACUCUGAGUGGUCUGGGAGGUAGGUUGGAGGUGGGGGAAAGGGCCACAGGUGCCCCUGUGGUCCAGCAGGCAGAAAGACAAUACCUGGAGGCCAGAGUCGCAGGGCUCCAACAGCUGCUGGGGCUGAUGCUCAAUGAUGG